AUUGGCGGUCUGGUUCGCGCGUCAAAACGAGUUUUUUUUUGCCGAUACGCGGGUGCGAGGGGAAGGUUCCCCGGCGGAGAAAACUACAGUGAUCUCCUUCUCGCAUUUUCUGCCGCGAGAGGAGCUCUGCCCCGAAAAACGCUUCCUCUUGGAGCCCAUGUUGCCCAAGGUGAUUGGAUCGACCCCCCUGCGAAGACAGGUAGAGGCGUUGCGGCCAGAUCUGCAUGUGUUUGGGCACACCCACAUCCCCAUUGACUUGACGGUGCAAGGGAUUCGAUA
Molecule: messenger RNA, 279 nt
Organism: Nannochloropsis gaditana CCMP526
Exons: 1
Source: RefSeq, a predicted model, not a curated record